AUGAAAGAUGCGCCGGCUUGGUGCAAUGAGCGUACUACAAGUGAAAGGCUGAAUGAAUGCAUCCAAUAUAUCCAAUGGCUGCUGAUCAAAGUAAUCAUUCGCCACAUUGCGCAGACUGCGCUCUUCCUAGCGCUGAGAAAAGCCUUCGUCUCGGUGAUUGGGACACUGAAUGCGACUAGUUGUUGCGGCCAACGUACUCGUUCCCGGGUUUGCACAGGUAGUGCGCGACUGAAUUGCGGCUUGACGUUUAACCAGGUUGGUGUUUGUCCUGUUACAGGAUUGGGGGCAUCCCGUGUACUUGAUGACGGAAGUCACCCAGCUACACAUUCUCUGCUUGAGUCACUUAGCAAGGCUGUAACCUGA
Molecule: messenger RNA, 363 nt
Organism: Plenodomus lingam JN3
Lineage: Eukaryota; Fungi; Ascomycota; Dothideomycetes; Pleosporales; Leptosphaeriaceae
Source: RefSeq, a predicted model, not a curated record